Caenorhabditis elegans is the source of this 627-nucleotide messenger RNA. RefSeq lists its product as uncharacterized. Bases 1 to 627 code for a protein of 208 amino acids. The transcript has 4 exons. NCBI's taxonomy places the organism in Eukaryota, Metazoa, Nematoda, Chromadorea, Rhabditida, Rhabditidae. The record is from RefSeq and is marked reviewed.
AUGAUAACGGUAAGCUGCUACAAAAACUACAAAACUACAAUUACUACAAACUACUUUCAGAGUGGAAUCCUGGUCAUGUGCUUUUGCAAGAAGAAGCCUCCUAAGAGCCAGUGUCCUGUGCGACCAAUGACGAUGUCGAUGAGAGAGGCGCAGGUAUCUGAUGUGGGGCCGGACAGCACGCGGACAGCGAUGGACAAUCAGAAAAAGAGCAAGAAGAAGAAGAGCAAGGAGCCAGCCAAGAAGAAGAAGAAAUCGGCGGAUUCUUCGCAGAAGGUCUCGAAGAAGAAGAAGAAGUCGAGCAAAUCGAAGAAGUCGGCGGAGAAGAAGAAGCCGGAGGUGGUGGCACCAAUGGACCCGGAUGUCAAGUCCACGCAGAGAUCAGCGGAACGUAGUGAGCAGCCGGAUCAAACGGCUCAAACAAAAACCGCCAAAAGCGGCAAAGAUAUGGCACCAGCCCAGACGCCUGCUCAGGAUCGUAAGUUGUGUAGGAGACUACAAACUACAAUCCGAUUUUUCAGAAGGUCCCCUCCGAUCCCAGCCUGUCGGGCUUCCAAUGGCACCUGGUAUCAAAUCGAUGGCGGCAUUCUAGAAUUGAACUUGAUUAAUGAAAUAAGUGAUUCUUUGUGA